AUGAAGACAAAAAUUAAGCAAGAAGAAGAAGAACAUCCAAAUAUGUUUGCAGUAUGGAGCUAUGAUGGGAAAAUGGUUUAUGAAAAAAAUAUUGAAGCAACAGAGGAUUUUGAUGACAAACAUAUUAUUGGUGUAGGCAGCCAGGGAAUUGUUUAUAAAGCUAAGUUGCCUAGAGAUCAAAGAAACUUCAUCCACUCUCAGAAGAUAUUCUUGGAAGGUGGGAGCUUGGAAAAGAUACUAAACAAUGAUGAACUAGCACUGAAAUUUGAUUGGGAUAAGAGGGUAAAUGUUGUUAAAGGUGUGGCAAAUGCUCUGUCAUAUAUGCAUCAUGACUGCUCUAGUCCAAUAAUUCAUCGUGAUAAAUCAAGCAAGAAUGUUCUACUAGAUUCAGAAUAUGAAUCUCAUGUCUCUGACUUUGGCACAGCUAGGAUUAUGAGUUCUGACACAUCUUAUUCGACUUCGUUUGCUGGUACCUUUGGAUACUUCGCUCCAGUGGCAUUGUUUGCCUUCAAAAAGGCUUUAUGGAAAUUCGGUGCACUACACAAUGUGAUUUAUAGUUGUCAUAGUUUGAGCUAA
Messenger RNA from Quercus lobata, 576 nucleotides. RefSeq names its product MDIS1-interacting receptor like kinase 2-like. Gene Ontology annotation, biological process: protein phosphorylation. The record is from RefSeq and is a predicted model, not a curated record. The transcript is spliced from 3 exons. Gene Ontology annotation, molecular function: protein kinase activity; ATP binding. NCBI's taxonomy places the organism in Eukaryota, Viridiplantae, Streptophyta, Magnoliopsida, Fagales, Fagaceae. Bases 1 to 576 code for a protein of 191 amino acids.